Xyrauchen texanus (razorback sucker) is the source of this 1286-nucleotide messenger RNA. RefSeq names its product monoacylglycerol lipase ABHD6-like. The record is from RefSeq and is a predicted model, not a curated record. The coding region runs from base 146 to 1279 and encodes 377 amino acids. The transcript has 8 exons. NCBI's taxonomy places the organism in Eukaryota, Metazoa, Chordata, Actinopteri, Cypriniformes, Catostomidae.
UCGUUUGCCGGUAGAGGUGUGAGCCUUGGAUUAAGCCUCCCUGACUGUUCCCCUGGUCUGUGCUGCAAACAAAGCUCCUGUUACUUACCUGAGAGUCCAACUGAAGACCAGCGGUACCGGCUCUAGGUAAAAACAGAGAGUCACCAUGGAUCUGGAUAUGGUCAAUAUGUUUGCCAUUGCUGCAGGGACUCUUGCGAUCCCUAUCCUUCUAUUCAUGGCAUCCUUCAUGCUGUGGCCAUCAUCACUCAUCAAAGUCUAUUACUGGUACUGGAGGCGAACGCUGGGUCUACAGGUGCGCUAUGCAGACUGUGGUGGCUAUCGCUUCUGUUACUCUUACAGGGGAAAAUCAGGUCACAGACCCUCUAUACUCAUGCUGCAUGACUUCUCUGCUCACAAGGACACAUGGCUCCCGAUGGUGAAGCAGUACCUUCCCAAACAUCUCCAUCUGCUGUGUGUUGACAUGCCAGGGCAUGAGGGUACAACACGAACCAACACAGAUGACUAUUCUAUCCAGGGCCAGGCCAAGAGAAUACGACAGUUUGUAGAGGCUAUUCAACUUAACAGAAAACCCUUCCAUCUGGUGGGCACUUCAAUGGGUGGGACAGUGGCAGGCGUGUAUGCAGCCUGCUAUCCUUUAGAUCUCUGCAGUGUGACCCUCAUCUGCCCAGCCGGUCUGAAGAACCAACAUAAAAGCAAGUUUGACUGUCAGAUGGAUGAUGUGGAGCACAGCCACUACAGGAUGAACAUUCCACUCAUUCCAUCCACCCCAGAGGAGAUGGAGGAGAUGUUGAAACUCUGCUCUCAUGUGCGCUUCAGAGUGCCUCAACAGAUUCUUCAAGGACUGGUGGAUGUACGGAUACCACACAAUGACUUUUAUCAAGAGGUUUUUAUGGAAAUUAUGAGUGAACACUCUAAAUAUGCCUUACAUGAGCAUAUACAGCAAAUAACUACCCCUUUGCAAAUCAUCUGGGGCAAACAGGACCAGGUAGGCUCUGUGUUGAAAGCAUGCAUAUCUAUUACCUAUAAAGAGAUUACACACACAUGCAUGCAGUUCACAAAUACAUCAAUGCAAACAUAUUUCUGUCUUUAUUGUCAGGUAGUGGAUGUGUCUGGGGCAGCCAUGCUUGUGGAGGCUCUUCAAGGCUGUCGUGUUGAUCUGCUGGAAAACUGUGGCCAUUCUGUUGUGAUGGAGCGACCACGCCAGACAGCCAAGCUUAUUUUAGAUUUUAUUAUCUCUCAGCAGAGCACCGCGAGUGCAAGCACCAAGAAAAAAUCCUGAAAUGUCU